Molecule: messenger RNA, 366 nt
Organism: Rotaria sp. Silwood2
Lineage: Eukaryota; Metazoa; Rotifera; Eurotatoria; Philodinida; Philodinidae
Source: the annotation of a GenBank genome assembly
AUGUGUAAUAUUUGGCUAAUGAAUGCAUUAAAUAGUAAAGAUAAUAGUGAUGGUUAUAUAGCUCAUAAAAGUAUAGUUAAACAAAAACGACUUUCACGUAUAAAUAAAUUAAAAAUGUCUUUAACAAUUGAAGAAUUCUUUGAAUCUUAUUUAAAUAAAAAUAAAUGUUUAAAUAAAGAAAAUAUUCUACAAAUAUCAAUAUAUAUAUCAAUUUAUUAUUAUUUAAUUGAAUGUAAACGUUUAUUAGGUGUUAAUUUGCUUGCAAUAGAUCUACGUUGUACACCACAUCAUAGAUGUUGUCCCAAUCUAACAUGUCUAAAACAUGAAUAUGAUUUAAAUAGUUUAACAGGUCGAUGUGUCCGUUAA